Molecule: messenger RNA, 2192 nt
Organism: Sceloporus undulatus (fence lizard)
Lineage: Eukaryota; Metazoa; Chordata; Lepidosauria; Squamata; Phrynosomatidae
Product: neuroglobin-like
Exons: 6
Coding region: 25-825 (266 amino acids)
Molecular function (GO): heme binding; oxygen binding
Source: RefSeq, a predicted model, not a curated record
GAAAAGAGAGCGCAAAGGAAAUUGAUGCAAAGUGCAAGGAGAGACUUUUCCCCCUUACACUUUGAAAAGAAGCCUGUUGCUUCUCUCCACGUUGGAUUUUCCACCUUGAAAACAUCUGAUCUUAGAUCUCAUUCUGCAAAAGAUCUUGCCCUGGUUUUGUGGAAGAAAAGGAGAACAUUGGCUGGACGAUCUGGACUUUGGCUAGAGAUGGGUUGUGCCUUAUCUGGCUCCGGCGUCACACAGGAUGCGCCGAUUUCGGAAGAGAAACCGUGCUCCUCCCUGGAAAGCGGGUUCGAUUUGAACGAGGAAACAGAAUUGGGGGGCGAUGAGGAAGCAACAGAAUCGUUCCCGCUUUCAGAGGUUCAGAAGGAGCUGAUCCGGGAGUCCUGGAAAAUCCUGCACAAAGACAUUGCAAGAGUGGGGAUUAUCGUCUUUAUCAGACUCUUUGAGACGCAUCCAGAGUGCAAAGAUGUCUUCUUCCUCUUCCGCGACAUUGAUGACUUGCACCAGCUGAAGAUGAGCAAGGAGCUGCAAGCGCAUGGACUCAGGGUGAUGUCCUUCAUUGAGAAGAGCGUGGCACGGCUGGACCAAGAGGAGAAGCUGGAACACUUGGCCUUCGAACUGGGCAGGAGCCAUUGCCGGUAUAAAGCUCCCCCAAAAUAUUAUGAGUACAUCGGCACUCAGUUCAUCCAAGCCGUCCAACCGAUCCUGAAAGAAACGUGGACCCCAGAAAUUGAGAAGGCCUGGGAGAGUUUGUUCCAAUAUUUGGCAGCCACCAUGCGGAGAGGUUUCUACAAAGAGCAGCAGAUGACCCGGACAAAGUAGUCCUUACAUUGAAAGAGUACUGUACAACAUUUGACUCUGCUCCAAAGAAAGUCUGGCCAGCCUCCACUGCUCUGGAUGAGGAUUAUCAAAGGAUCAUCUUUGGACUCUUUAGAAAUCCUACUUAUUUAUGACUCCUCGCUCUCUCCCAAGGGCAGCUCUUAUAGGACACACAAGUGGUUUGCAGUGAAGUCACUUCUGCUCAAAGCAGGGGUUGGCAGUAGUAGAAUCUGGGACAAGGAGCUGAACAUCUGGCUUCCUUAAAAUGAGGACUUCCCACCAGUCUGGUCCUGCAGUUCCAAUUGGGACGUCUGGGUUUUUAGAAGCAUUUCAAGGAGCGUGCAUUUUUCAGAGGGUCUUUUCCACCCCGUUUGUGCAUUUUAUGGGUAUAUCUUUGUCCGGCAGGAAAAAAAAAACAUUCGAAAGUUGAAGGGUUUCAGGGGUGUCUUGGAACGACCAUAAAUAUGGAGCUGGGGUCCCCAUGAGAACCUUUAUAUACAGUAUGGAGAGAGAUCUUGUAGCACCUUUGAGACUGGUCAAAAGAAAGAAGUUGGCAGCAGGAGCUUUCCUAGACUUCAGUCUACUUCCUCCAAAUGCAUUUGGACUAACGGCUGUAUCUUUGGGUUCUUUAUAUACAGAUAACUGUACAGAUAUAUAUGGUUAACAAAACCUCUGAUAAAAGAAGCUCCUUUUUGCAAAGUCUUUUUAUACCCUCCCAGUCCUCCACUUUUCCUCCUCAUCUUCUGUCUGGCUGGAAGCUUUUUUAGCAGCAUAGGUAUUGCAGUAAUUCUGUUCCUUUUCUUGCAUCUGUAUUCCAUUUGGCUUUUCCAAAGCACUUCUGUAACAUGGUUUGUCUGUGACUUAGGUUGCAUUUUUAAAAAAUUCAUCUUUCCCAUUAAUGAUUUGUUUGCAGCAUAUUCUUGGAGCAAUUUUAAUUUCCAAAUGUGGAUGCCCAACCUUUCAUGUUGCUGCAAAGUUUAACUGAACACUACUGAUUAAGAUUAAUCCAUCAUUAAAUCAUUUCCGUCCAUCUUAACAGAAGCGUUCUUAUAGGAAAAACUGCUUUUGAGAUAACGCCAGUUGAUGUAGCGCAUGUAUGUACCAUCUGAAAACGAAGCAUGCUUUUCCUUUUCUGCUCUCAUAGGCAAUCAUGGUAUGCAUGUGCGCUGGUUUUGAAUGCAAUAAUUAAAAGUAAAUGUAAUAUAGUUAUAGUGUCAAUAUGUAAAACCAAGCAGCAUAAAACAGAACAAGAAACAUCUAAACUGACUGAUGACAAAUUGUUAUGGCUGAAAUUUUCUAUCAUGGUUUACUUUAUGUAACUUUACAUAUGCUUAAGUUGAGCUACUAAGAAACCCUAUUAGUGAAUUGCA